AUGAAGUCUGCAGCAAUCGAUUUGUCCCGACACAUUUCGUUACAAAUUGGAGCUCUCAAACUGUUCGAAAUAUGGUUUUACAUACCGCACAACAUGAAGGAUGUCCGAUUUUGGGUCUGUAUUUGGACGAGAAUAGUUUUGGGCAUUGCCGUGUUUGUUAUACCGACGGGCAGCCAACUUAUUUAUGCAGUGCGCCUGAUAAUGUCAGGGAACGCUGAAAUACAGGAGGUGGCCGGAAUCAUUAACUUAGUAUUGACCGAACUGCUGGUCUCCCUGAGGCUCUUAGAUUUGAGUUUGCGUCGUCAUCUGCUUUCACAACUCGCUGAACAGCUGAAGGGCGAAGAAUUCCAGUUUCAUUCGCCAGCACAGAAGAGAAUAUUAGAAAAAGCUGUGGAAUCUUCUAGACGAUUGUUUUGGAUAUUGCUCUGUAGCUGUAGUUCUGAUGUGCUUGUACACGUCGUGGUGGUGCCGGCUUUGCAUAAUUUCCAAACUCUACCUCUAAAGAUGGAUCUUGUGUACCUAGACGUUGAUAAAGAAUCGUAUUUCAAUUAUUUAUGUGCUUAUCAGAGUAUGCACGUCUCAACGGUAAUAUUUUCUUGUCCCUGGAUUGAGUUACCAACAACUGUAAAGAAGAAUCUGGUUAUCUUCAUAGCAAAGACUCAGAGACCGCUUGUCAUAACUGCGGCGAAGCUCGUCCCUGUGUCCCUGGAGACCUUUACCAAGCUUGUUUCAACUUUACCCAACCUUUGA
Messenger RNA from Spodoptera littoralis (African cotton leafworm), 750 nucleotides. The record is from the annotation of a GenBank genome assembly. NCBI's taxonomy places the organism in Eukaryota, Metazoa, Arthropoda, Insecta, Lepidoptera, Noctuidae.